AUGCAACGCAUUCUCCUCGCCACGGCUGCUCUCACCCUCGUCGCUGCGGACCGCGACGCGCUCGUCGCCGAGCUCAACCAGUGGAACAAGGCCUUUGGCCCGUCGUACUUGCCCACGGGCGUGGACGCGGCCAACACGGAGGACCUCCUCGUGCGUCUCCAGGCAGCCAAGGAUGCGAUCGCUGCCGUCUCCAAGGAGCAGCCGACGGCGACGUUCGGCAUCGGGCCCUUCUCGCUCUACUCGGCCAAAGAGUUCCAGAACUACCUUCGCCGUUCGUUUGCGCCGGGUGCUGCGCUGCUUCAGGACGCGCCGCGGGUGGAGGACCGCGGCGUCGGCGGUGCCAACGGCACCCUCGACUGGUCGGCGACCAGUUGCAUGAACCCGGUCAAGGACCAAGGCAAGUGCUCGUCGGCGUGGGUCUUUUCGACGACGGCGUCGGUCGAGGCUGCCCACUGCAUCGUGACUGGAUCGCUGCUCAACGUGUCGGAGCAGGACGUUGUGAGCUGCGACCGUGACCAGCUCGACGAAGGCUGCCGCGGCGGCCUCGAGUUCACGGCCAUGGACUGGAUCGGGAAGAACGGUAUCUGCCUCGCCAAGGACUACCCGUACACGUCCGGCUCCGACGGCACGAACGGCGUGUGCCAGACGACCUGCAAGAAGCAAAUGCUCGCCGUCGAAGGCCACGCGUGGGCGACCGGCGAGCUCAAGUUGGAAACGGCGUUGCUCAAGCAGCCCAUCACGGCGGCCGUCAUCGCCGCCAACGACGCGUGGCAGCACUACACGUCCGGCGUCGUGACGUCGUGCCCGGGCAACACACUCGACCACUCGGUGCUCGUCGUCGGCUACGGCGCCGAGAACGGCGUCGACUACUUCAAGGUCCGCAGCUCGUGGGGUGCGGCGUGGGGUGACAAGGGCUACAUCAAGCUCCAGCGCGGCGUCGGUGGCAAGGGCAUGUGCAACGUUGCCGAGUUCCCGAUCUACCCCAAGCUCAAGGGCACGCCAAUGCCGACGACGGCGCCCGUCCCGACCAAGCCCGCGUGCUAA
Saprolegnia parasitica CBS 223.65 is the source of this 1044-nucleotide messenger RNA. RefSeq lists its product as hypothetical. Lineage: Eukaryota; Oomycota; Saprolegniomycetes; Saprolegniales; Saprolegniaceae. Gene Ontology annotation, molecular function: cysteine-type endopeptidase activity. Gene Ontology annotation, cellular component: lysosome. Bases 1 to 1044 code for a protein of 347 amino acids. The transcript has a single exon. The record is from RefSeq and is a predicted model, not a curated record.